AUGUGUGGGAGAUGUCUGAAGCAAAUGGCAAAGGAUGCAAAUGCAAGGGCAAAGGCAGAGGCAAAUGCACCGAACGGAGCGAGCGAACUGGGCGAACAGGCCGUCCAAGACCAUCGGGACCCCGCCGAACUCGACCAAAUCACCACACUUCCCAAUGGCAUCCGCGUUGCGACUGAAGCCCUGCCAGGCCACUUCUCUGGCAUUGGUGUCUAUGUUGACGCCGGCUCACGGUACGAAAACGAUGCGCUGCGAGGAGUAAGCCACAUUAUCGACCGUUUGGCCUACAAGUCAACCCGUAAUACCACUAGCGACCAGAUGAUGGAGAAGAUGCAGACACUGGGAGGAAACAUCCAGUGUUCCUCCAGCAGAGAGUCUCUCAUGUACCAGUCCGCCACGUUCAAUUCCGCCGUAGACACCACCGUUGGUGUGCUAGCAGAGACGAUACGCGAUCCCUUGGUUACGGAAGAUGAGGUGCAGCAACAGUUGGAAACGGCCGACUACGAAAUUGGCGAGAUCUGGGGCAGGCCAGAACUGAUUCUGCCCGAACUCGUGCACAUGGCGGCAUACAAAGACAACACUCUGGGCAACCCACUGCUGUGUCCCAAGGAGCGCCUACCCUUCAUCAACCGUGCGGUUGUCGACGCAUACCGAAAAGAGUUCUACAAGCCCGACAGGAUAGUGAUUGCCUUUGCCGGUGUGAACCACAACGAGGCUGUGCGAUUAACAGAACAGUACUUUGGCGACAUGGAGAAAGGCACCGGUCCAGCCCUCGUCAGCGUAGGCGACAGCGCGACAUCCAACUCGCUACCACAGCAGCAGAACUUCACGGCUGACCACCCCACGCCAACCGGCGCACCCCCGCAAACGUCCAAACUACUCUCCAAAAUACCAUUCUUCAAGAACCUCUCCACUUCCGCCACCUCCAGCGCCUCCGUAAACACAUCCUUUGACCUCAACUUCCCUCCGAUAGACACAUCACUCCCCUCGCAAUACACCGGUGGUUUCCUCACCCUCCCCCCAAUUCCACCACCAGCAAACCCCAUGUUACCACGCCUAUCCCACAUCCACCUCGCCUUCGAAGCCCUCCCCAUCUCCUCCCCCGACAUCUACGCCUGCGCCGUCCUGCAAACACUCCUCGGCGGUGGUGGUUCCUUCAGUGCCGGCGGCCCCGGAAAAGGCAUGUAUUCGCGCCUCUACACAAACGUGCUCAACCAACACGGCUGGGUCGAGUCGUGCGUAGCUUUCAACCACAGCUACACCGACAGCGGCCUCUUCGGUAUCGCCGCCGCCUGUGCACCAACCCACGUCACCCAAAUGCUCGAAGUCAUGUGUCGCGAACUCAAAUCUCUAGGCGACGAAGCCGGCUACUCUGCCCUCAAGGACGGAGAGGUCCAACGCGCGAAAAAUCAGCUCCGCUCUUCGCUCCUCAUGAACCUCGAGUCGCGCAUGGUCGAACUAGAGGAUCUGGGCAGACAGGUACAGGUCCACGGCCGCAAGGUGGGCGCAAAGGAAAUGUGCAAGAAGAUUGAAGAUGUUACUGUCAAGGAUCUGAGAAGGGUUGCUAGACAGGUCUUUGGCGGUGAGGUUAAGAAUGUAGGUGGUGGCUCGGGCGCGCCGACGGUGGUGCUGCAGGAAGGUGAGCAGGAGGGCUUCACUAGGAAGGACUUUACGUGGGAUGAUAUCCAGUCGAGGAUUGCGAGGUGGAAACUUGGUCGUAAAUAGUUUACAUGAUAUAUGAGACAAAAAGCGGAGGUGUACGAUCACGUCGAUGGAUGGAUGAAUACAGUGUAUUAUUAAGUUGAAGUGGGUAUAUUGAAAUGAAUUCAUGACAAAA
This is a messenger RNA of Pyrenophora tritici-repentis Pt-1C-BFP, 1834 nucleotides long. Lineage: Eukaryota; Fungi; Ascomycota; Dothideomycetes; Pleosporales; Pleosporaceae. The record is from RefSeq and is a predicted model, not a curated record.